Telopea speciosissima is the source of this 1942-nucleotide messenger RNA. Its product is annotated as protein DETOXIFICATION 56-like. Gene Ontology annotation, biological process: xenobiotic detoxification by transmembrane export across the plasma membrane. The coding region runs from base 333 to 1847 and encodes 504 amino acids. The transcript has a single exon. NCBI's taxonomy places the organism in Eukaryota, Viridiplantae, Streptophyta, Magnoliopsida, Proteales, Proteaceae. Gene Ontology annotation, molecular function: antiporter activity; xenobiotic transmembrane transporter activity. The record is from RefSeq and is a predicted model, not a curated record. Gene Ontology annotation, cellular component: membrane.
GAGAGUUCAUUGCAAGUGUUGAGGGUCCUUUAGCCUUGAGUGGCCAUGAAAGCCAAGCCCAUUAUUUGUCCCCACCCUUGAAAUGAAAACCCAAUUUCCCUUCCCCUUUAGAAUUCUCGUUGGUAUCUGCAUUCUCAUCACGCACUAACAUAACAUCCCACCAACUUUAUUGUGAUUCAAAAGCCGUUACCAAAAGCCAUCUCCUUCUUGCCUGCUAACCAACACCUUUCACGAAACUAAUGCACCCAUUCCUUUAGAAUCUCAUCUUUUUUCACAAGAGAAAUAUAUUAAGAAGAAACCCAUCAAACACCUUCUCAUCUUUCCCAUUAAACAUGUCUGUAACCUCAAAACUACCAGAAGACCCAACUCCUCAGGUAUCUUCAACUCCAACAUCAACCUUCACUCCAAAAUGGCCUGCCAACAUCAAGCAAUUGGUUUCAUUAGAGCUAAGAACACAGGGGAGGAUUGUAGUCCCUUUGAUGGCCAUGAAUUUAACCUGGUUCGCAAAAUUAGCGAUCACUACCGCAUUUCUUGGUCGUCUUGGGGACCUUCAACUAGCAGGAGGAGCACUUGGUUUCACCUUUGCCAAUGUCACUGGAUUCUCUGUUUUGAAUGGGCUCUGUGGUGCCAUGGAGCCUAUCUGUGGUCAGGCUUAUGGAGCUAAAAACUAUAAGCUUCUCCAUAAGACACUAAUCAUGGCAACCUUUCUCCUACUACUAACAACAAUCCCUGUUGCUUUCUUAUGGGUUAACGUUGACAAGAUCCUCAUCUACUUUGGCCAACAACCAGAUAUUUCAAUUGUUGCACAAAAAUAUCUUGUGUGUCUUCUCCCUGACUUGCUGGUCAUUUCAUUCCUUUGUCCUCUCAAGGCUUAUUUAAGCUCCCAAAGCAGCACAGUCCCUAUAAUGUUCAGCUCAGCUAUUGCACUAGUUCUUCACCUCCCUAUGAACAUCUUACUUUUAAGAGCAAAGGGUCUCCAGGGAGUUUCUAUGGCUGUCUGGUUGAGUGAUCUUAUUGUUGUAAUUCUGCUUGGAUUUUAUGUGUUGAUAGUAGAAAGGAGAAAAGGGGAAAGGUGGGGGGAAGGGGGUUGGUGGGAUCAAAGUUUGGGAGAGUGGAUUCAGUUACUAAGGCUCUGUGGUCCUUGUUGCCUCACUACCUGCCUUGAGUGGUGGUGUUAUGAGAUAUUAGUCCUGCUAACAGGGCGCUUACCAGAUGCAAAACAAGCUGUGGCAGUGCUAGCAGUGGUGCUCAACUUUGAUUACCUCCUCUUCUCUAUCAUGCUCUCAUUAGCCACAUGUGCAUCCAUUCGCGUAUCAAAUGAGUUAGGUGCUAACAGAGCAAGCCCUGCUUACUUAUCUUCAUAUGUAUCUUUAGCAACGAGCAUUGUAUCAGGUUGCAUUGGUGCUUCUGUAAUGGUAGCAGCCAGAGGUGUCUGGGGGUCUUUGUUUAGUCAUGAUGAAGGCAUUCUGAAAGGUGUCAAGAAGAUGAUGUUAUUAAUGGCUGUCCUGGAAGUUGUAAACUUCCCAUUAACAGUGUGUGGAGGGAUAGUUCGUGGGACAGCAAGGCCAUGGCUAGGUAUGUAUGCGAACCUCGGUGGGUUUUACCUGCUGGCCUUGCCGUUGGGUAUUGUGUUGGCGUUCAAGAUUCGGCUUGGUCUUGGUGGAUUGUUGUUUGGGUUCUUGGCUGGUGUGACUGUGUGCUUGUUUUUGUUGUUAAUUUUCAUUCUGAGGAUUGAUUGGGGAAAAGAAGCAAACAAGGCACAAGUGCGUGCUGGACAGGAGGUUUGUGAUCCAAUCUCAGAAGAAGAUAAUACAGCUGUGGGAGAUUUUGAUAGCUCUGUAGUGUGAAUAUAAGAAAAGCAUUAUAUGACUAUCUGACUCAGGAGAAGCCAUAGACAAUCAAUUGGCUUCAAUUGUUUGCACAAGCUAGAAAAGAAUGCAAA